UCUAUCUGUCUGCCUGUCUGUCUCUAUGUUUUUUUCCUCCUCUUUUUUAUUUCCAUUCCGAGCUGUAAGACCUUUCGCUGCCAGACCCAGACCCCCCCUCUCCUCUCUCCUUAUAUUCCUUGGUUGUCCAAGCCCAACGGAUCCCGCUUACGUCUUCUCUGCUUCUCUGUAAUCUGCACUUGAGGCUUGCUUUCAGUUCUAGAUGUUUAAUUAAAGCUAAAGCUGCUUCUUUCCCAGAACGAAAUGGAGCUGAGUUGAAAGCUUAGUACUUCAGUUCUAGUUUAGUUGGUAACCGUGAUCGAAGCUCAGGUGAUACCGGAUACGUAUCGGCAGGCAUGACGAUGAGUAACAAUAUCGGUCAGUUCGGCGACACGACGCUUACUAAAGUGUUUGUCGGGGGGCUAGCAUGGGAGACGCAGAAGGAGGUCAUGAGAGAGCACUUUGAGAAGUACGGCGAGAUCUUGGAGGCUGUCAUCAUUUCCGAUAAGGUCACCGGGAAAUCCAAGGGCUACGGAUUCGUGACGUUCAAGGAUGCUGAAGCGGCGAAGAAGGCUUGUGAGGACGCGACGCCGGUGAUCAAUGGCCGCCGAGCUAACUGUAACCUGGCUUCCCUCGGGGCGCGUCGCCCGAGGUCAUCGCCGUCGUCGUCAACACCUCAACAAGGAUCUAACGUCGGGCCGAGAUCCACGUCAUCUGCACCACCGAAUCCGGUCCGAUGGUACUACCCGACGCCGACGGCAACCCCAGCUUCGCCUUACCAUCAUCAUCAUCAUGCGGUUCCAUUCUACGGGUACUCUCCGACCUACAUCGCCACUGAUUACGGCUACAACCCUAAGUUAGGAUACAACGGUGGGUCCUACGUGAAUGGGCACUACACGCAGGUGUACCCGGGGCAAGGCAUGGUGAACGCCAACAGUAUGAUGCCAAUGUAUACAUUCUAUCAUUUCCAUCAACCGCAGACGAUGGGAGUCCCUGCUCACAUGUUCCCACCAACAACAGCGGGACCCAUGACCAACGUCCCAACUAUCAUCUCGAAGCCGACUGUAAUGGCCCCUAACUCAGUUUGUUUGGCUGUGGAAUAGGUGGUCGGACGCAGGCGGAAUGUUUGGAGGAGGAGGAGGACAAGAGUUCUUAAGAGUUAAGGCCACUGUUCAAGAAUCAAGACCAACUAUAUUAUUAUCUGAUCUGUGAUUCUUCUAUUUAUUUAUUUUUCCUCUUCCUUCUUAUUUUAGUUCUUAAUUAGGCUUCCGUAAGAUUCAUUCAUUCUCUCUAACAUGCAUCUCAUCUUGAAAUGCUACCUUUCCUUUCCCCCACAAGAAAAAAAAUGUUACAGAAGUCAUGACUUUUUACCCAUGUAUUUUUUCGGUAAGCUUUUUAAUGGCUUCA
Molecule: messenger RNA, 1386 nt
Organism: Nelumbo nucifera (sacred lotus)
Lineage: Eukaryota; Viridiplantae; Streptophyta; Magnoliopsida; Proteales; Nelumbonaceae
Product: putative RNA-binding protein ARP1
Molecular function (GO): RNA binding
Source: RefSeq, a predicted model, not a curated record